Messenger RNA from Mesocricetus auratus (golden hamster), 2896 nucleotides. RefSeq names its product SMAD family member 6 (gene Smad6). The transcript is spliced from 5 exons. The record is from RefSeq and is a predicted model, not a curated record. Lineage: Eukaryota; Metazoa; Chordata; Mammalia; Rodentia; Cricetidae. Bases 986 to 2476 code for a protein of 496 amino acids. Gene Ontology annotation, molecular function: I-SMAD binding; transcription regulator inhibitor activity. Gene Ontology annotation, cellular component: heteromeric SMAD protein complex. Gene Ontology annotation, biological process: anatomical structure morphogenesis; cell differentiation; transforming growth factor beta receptor signaling pathway.
CUUGAAACCUUGUUUGCGCAACAAUCAGCGCCGCGGAGCCGCCAAAGUGUCUAGACUGGCAUAUGAUGGGAGGCAGCCAAUGACUCCGCGGCGCUCCUCCGGGGGCCCUCAGUGUGCGUUUGAGGAGAACAAAAAAGAGAGAGGGCGCCGAGCGGGGGAGCGAGCGAGGGAGCGGAGCCCAGAGAAAGAGCCGCCGGGCGCUGCCUCGCCAAACCUCGCUGGGACCGCGGGGCCACCGGGAGGCACUUUGGUGGAGGGGGGAAGGGGGCGACCUCGGCAGCCGCGGCGCCCGAAGCGACCCAGCACAGCGUGGGGCGGGCUGCGACCUCUGCCUCGGUGGAUUGCAUUUUUAAUUAAGGAUUCCUAGCUGCUCUUGGGAUUUUUACGGCUUCCACUCAUGUGUUGACACCCGCGUUCAGGAGAGAUUUACUCCAAGUGCACCGAGCGCCCGGGACCUGAGACGGAGUUGCUUUUCGGAUCUGGGAAUUAUCCACAAGCGUCAGUUUCGGAUCCUGCAGGGAAAGCCCAUGCAGCGUAGCACUGGGCUUUUGAAGGCAGAGUUGUGCAGUCUCAUUUGGGGGUACAACGCAAGCGCUUUGUGCUUGUGUACCAGCCGCACAACUUCUGAAGGCUCGCCGGCCCAUGCGGGGUGUUUCUAGCAUCGCUUCGUCCGCGACUCCCCGAAGGCUCCAGGGCGACUGGAGUUGAGCAGUCCCGGCCCACCGCGGUCCAUGUAGCUUGCUGGUCCCGCGCGGACUGCGGCUUGGCGCGCGCGUGUUCCCGGCCCUGCCCGGCGCGAGCUCCCUCAUGUUGCAGCCCUGCGGCGCCCCUUCGACGACAGGCUGUGCGCGGUCUGCACGGCGCCCCGCGGCAGAGCUUCAUGUGGGGCUGCGGCCCGCGCAGCCGGCGCCUCGUUGAGGGAACGGACCCCCGGUAACCGGAGACCGCCUCCCCUCCCACCACCCCAGGCGCCAAAGGAUAUCGUAUGUUCAGGUCUAAACGCUCGGGGCUGGUGCGGCGACUUUGGCGAAGUCGUGUGGUCCCUGAUCGGGAGGAAGGCAGUGGCGGCAGCGGCGGUGGUGGCGAAGAGGAUGGGAGCCUGGGCAGCGGAGCUGAGCCUGCCCCGCGGGCACGAGAGGGUGGAGGCUGCGGCCGCUCUGAAGUCCGCUCGGUAGUCCCGCGGCGGCCCCGGGACGCGGUGGGACCGCGAGGCGCCCCGAUCGCCGGCAGGCGCCGGCGCACGGGGGGCCCCCCGAGGCCGGUGUCGGAGCCGGGGGCCGGAGCUGAGGGCUCCCUGCUGGAUGUGGCGGAGCCUGGAGGCCCCGGAUGGCUGCCUGAGAGUGACUGUGAGACGGUGACCUGCUGUCUCUUCUCCGAGCGGGACGCUGCGGGCGCGCCCCGGGACGCUGGUGAUCCCGCAGCCGGGCAGUCUCCGGAGCCAGAGGAGGGUGGCGGGCCUCGGGGUCGCGAAGCCCGCUCUAGGCUGCUGCUUUUGGAGCAGGAACUCAAGACCGUCACGUACUCGCUGCUCAAGCGGCUCAAGGAGCGUUCGCUGGACACGCUGCUGGAGGCGGUGGAGUCCCGCGGCGGCGUGCCGGGCGGCUGCGUGCUGGUGCCGCGCGCGGACCUCUGCCUGGGCGGCCAGCCUGCGCCACCGCAGCUGCUGCUCGGCCGCCUCUUUCGCUGGCCAGACCUGCAGCACGCAGUGGAGCUGAAACCCCUGUGCGGCUGCCACAGCUUCGCCGCUGCCGCCGACGGGCCCACGGUGUGUUGCAACCCCUACCACUUCAGCCGGCUCUGCGGGCCAGAAUCACCGCCACCCCCCUAUUCUCGGCUGUCUCCUCGUGACCAGUACAAGCCACUGGAUCUGUCCGAUUCCACAUUGUCUUACACUGAAACCGAGGCCACCAACUCCCUCAUCACUGCUCCGGGUGAAUUCUCAGAUGCCAGCAUGUCUCCAGACGCCACCAAGCCGAGCCACUGGUGCAGCGUGGCGUACUGGGAGCACCGGACGCGCGUGGGCCGCCUCUAUGCGGUGUAUGACCAGGCCGUCAGCAUCUUCUACGACCUACCUCAGGGCAGCGGCUUCUGCCUGGGCCAGCUCAACCUGGAGCAGCGCAGCGAGUCGGUGCGGCGCACGCGCAGCAAGAUCGGCUUCGGCAUCCUGCUCAGCAAGGAGCCGGAUGGUGUGUGGGCCUACAACCGGGGCGAGCACCCCAUCUUUGUCAACUCCCCAACGCUGGAUGCGCCUGGAGGUCGCGCCCUGGUCGUGCGCAAGGUGCCACCGGGCUACUCCAUCAAAGUGUUCGACUUUGAGCGCUCAGGGCUGCUGCAGCACGCAGACGCCGCCCAUGGCCCCUAUGAUCCACACAGCGUACGCAUCAGCUUUGCCAAGGGCUGGGGACCCUGCUACUCACGACAGUUCAUCACCUCCUGCCCCUGUUGGCUGGAGAUACUCCUCAACAACCACAGAUAGCAUCGAGGCUGCCACUGCGCUGCAGCGUCCCCCCACCUCCGGGGGUCAGCGCCCAGAGACACCACCCCAGGGACAACCUCGCCCUCCCCCCCAGAUAUCAUCUACCUAGAUUUAAUAUAAAGUUUUAUAUAUUAUAUGGAAAUAUAUAUUAUACUUGUAAUUAUGGAGUCAUUUUUACAACGUAAUUAUUUAUAUAUGGUGCAAUGUGUGUAUAUGGAGAAACAAGAAAGAUGCACUUUGGCUUGUAAUUCUUUCAAUACAGAUAUAUUUUUUCUUUCUUUCCUUCUUUACUUUUUUAAAGAAAAUUAUACAGCAGAACCAGGUGGAAAAGCCUGGGUUUGAUGUAUAGUUUUUUAAAAAUAUUAAUGCCCAGACAAAACUAAUACCAGUCACUCUUGAUAAUAAAGUGUUUGCAUUAUA